UUUCUCCCUUAGAGCUCUCCCCAUCCUUUUAUUGAGUCCUCCAGAAGCAAAAGACUUCAUCUUUCACCACACCAUUGAUCAUCACCUCCAGAAACCAUGAGCUAUUACAACCAGCAACAACCCCCAGUUGGUGUUCCUCCUCCUCAAGGUUAUCCACCUGAGGGAUAUCCCAAAGACGCUUAUCCUCCUCCGGGGUAUCCCCCACAGGGCUAUCCCCAGCAAGGCUAUCCUCCGCCUCAGGGAUAUGUCCAGCAAUACCCUCCUCCCUAUGCUCCCCAAUACGCUCAGCCUCCUCCUCAACAGCAACAGAACAACAGCAGUGGAUUCAUGGAAGGCUGUUUGGCUGCUCUGUGCUGUUGCUGUUUGCUCGAUGCUGUCUUCUGAUCGGAGAUUUGAGUCGACGAGAUUGAAGGCUCAUUUGAUCGGAGGAUUUUCAUCGUGUAGAGUUUGAGUCCAACCCAUAUUGGGUUGUCAAAUUCAUCUAUCUGUUACAGAAUUUCAUCCUACAAUAUUGUCAAGGUUCUGUUUUUUGUGUAUCAUUAGUGUUCUUCAUAAAUGAUAUGAAUAAGUUAUGAACUUUGGCUUGGAAGUUAGAAUGUUUCAUCGGUAUACUUGUUAUUAUAUAUGGCCUGGUGUGUUGUAUACAAUUCUCAACUAGGAUGUGAAUUACUUGUUUUUGGAUAUUGAAUGAUUAAACUUGUGCAAGAGCACAUUGGACAACUA
Messenger RNA from Argentina anserina (silverweed cinquefoil), 723 nucleotides. RefSeq names its product cysteine-rich and transmembrane domain-containing protein WIH2-like. Gene Ontology annotation, cellular component: plasma membrane. The record is from RefSeq and is a predicted model, not a curated record. The transcript has 3 exons. NCBI's taxonomy places the organism in Eukaryota, Viridiplantae, Streptophyta, Magnoliopsida, Rosales, Rosaceae. Bases 97 to 384 code for a protein of 95 amino acids.